Molecule: messenger RNA, 1173 nt
Organism: Trichoderma virens Gv29-8
Lineage: Eukaryota; Fungi; Ascomycota; Sordariomycetes; Hypocreales; Hypocreaceae
Exons: 3
Coding region: 1-1173 (390 amino acids)
Molecular function (GO): oxidoreductase activity, acting on NAD(P)H
Source: RefSeq, a predicted model, not a curated record
AUGAAGGCCCUCGUUCUCACACCCGCAACUAAAGACGUCUCUGUUCAAGAGCUUCCCAUUCCCCAACCCCGUGACGGCGAAGUCCUGAUUCGUGUUCAUGCCGUGGCUCUCAACCCGGUAGACGCCAUCUACGCCGUGCACCCCAUUGCGGAACAAGAUCAACGCAUCAUUGGAACAGAUUUUGCCGGUAUCAUUACUUCUGUUGGGCCUAAUCUUGAAUCCUUGUCCGAUCUCCGUACCAAAAUCGGCACCCGUGUAGCAGGAUUCCAUCAGGGCGCUUGCUCUACAAAUGAUCGUCCAGGAGCGUUUGCCGAGUACAUCACUGCCCCAUAUGACCUGUUGUGGUCGGUGCCGGAUAGCAUGUCGCUCGAGGCUGCUUCGGCCGUUAGCAUGUGUGGAUUGACAGCCGCUCAAGGAGUCUUUAGUCGUCUCGGCCUCCCCUGUCCAUUUGAUGGUCAAGUCAAUUCCUCUGUGGGCACCGCGAAUGAUGUUACCAAUGUACUCAUCUACAGCGCCUCCACCUCUCUUGGCCUAUACGCAGCCCAGCUAGUCCAGCUUUCAGCUCGCGCUUCUGGUCGCAAAAUCCGUCUCAUAGGCGCAGCGAGUGCUUCCAAGCAUGAUUUCCUUCGCAAAGCCCCGUAUAAUUACGACGUGCUGGUUGACUACCGCGACCCCAACUGGGUUGAAAAAGUGAAAGAGGCCACAGAGGGCAAAGGUAUCGACCGGGCUGUGGACAGCAUUUCUGAGGGAGAGAGCGUGUACAGUGUUAACAACACCUUGAAUGACAAUGCAAAAAUGGCCGUAUUUCGUGGACCCAAGGGCGGGCAAUAUGAUCCCUCAGAGUUGCGCGUGAAGCCCAUCUACGGCGCCGUGUGGGAAGGAUUGGGUCAUGAGAUUGGUUAUAACGGUGCGAUUAUUGCCGCUAAUCCCGAUGCCCGCGUGUUUGCCACAAAGUUCUUCAACUUCCUGAGCACGGCGGCGGCGGAUGGCAAGGUGAAGCUGGAGCCUAAUCCUUUACGACUUAUGCCGGGAGGACUGGAGAGGAUCGUGCCGGAUGGUUUUGAGCUCUUGGGUAGUGGCAUGGUGUCAAAGAGAUCAGAUACAAGCCGUAAUGAGGACUAUAUGCGGCCAAUCAGCGGGGAGAAGAUGGUGUAUAAAAUUCUUGGCGAAUGA